GCGGGCAGCGCACCCCCCCCCCCCCAAAAAGGCCAUCCGUUGGGUUGGUUGGCUGCAAGUCUGCAGGUUGGAAAACGACGGGUGUUGACCUGCAAGUUGUGCGUACCUUGGUUUGUCCACCAGAAAAGCCAGAGCAGAGCAGGUGAAGGGGUCUUCAGUUGGCUGUUGGCGGCUCCAGAUGACCAAGGCCUUAUAGCCAGCGGCGUUGUGGGUGUGUUGCCACUGGCCCACUGGGUGGGUUGGACAAUCAUAUGGGUGGUCGGACGGGGCUUGGUUUCAAAGUUCAGGCGCGAGCUAACCCAGGCUAAGCAAGCCUCUUGUCAAACCCCGGUGGAUCCCAACCCACCGCAAUCCACUCCAGCGCACAUCCACUACACACCCACCCAAGACAUGCAACAACAUCCAGCAAAAGAUCCUCUCCACCACGUUGUCAAUCAUCACGUUCUCUCUGCUCCUGUUUCCCUCUCUCUAUCCGUCUCUCCGACUGUGGUUCUCUAACUCUGACUCUCUCUGACUCUAUCUGCGGUCACUAUUCCUCAACUUCUGCAUUCCCCACCGCAUCUUUCUCCUCUUAACACCGGCUGCCAUAGCCACCCUCGAUCCCUUCUAUUGAUUGCCCUUUGCCCGUUAGAUUUCCAGUUGAUCCGUUUUCCACCUAGCAUCGACCUCGUCUCUCCGUUGAAUACCGCUAUUAUUGCGUUUCACCCUCGUAGAUCCUUCGGCUUUAGCCUCGUUGGGAGCCUUCAUAUUUCCCAAUAUCGCGUUUAACCAGACUCUCCGUCCCUCUCUCUCCUCCACCGCCCUCGCUCUAUAUAUAUGUCUCUGUAGUUUUUCGAGGGCCCUAGAAAUAUAAUUUCUUCCGCCUCGCUGGGUAUUAUCUGUUUUCUCCAGGACGCCUGUAACCUGGAUUCCUACACUUAAACUACAACUCUUCUCUGCGUCCACUUCCGCUCUUACAUAUCCUCCGAACAUCGCUCCGAAUUCGAAUUAUCCAGACAUCUGUCGAAAAUUUACUCCAGACCCCAACCAGCGCUUCCGGCUUGCUCGUAUACCAGUUGAAGUGGGUUUUACGGUUCGCCGGAUCCGAGACUAUAGUCCUUCAGUCGCUCGCUGCUGGUUUGGCGUGUUUUGCACUACGCAGCAGGCCGGGCAAUCAAUCAAUAUAUCUAUUCCAAUAGACAGCCUCAUCACACAACUAUAGCCGAAAACUUUUUGGACAAUAUUUUGGAACCAGCCGCUACCGUGGAAGCUACCCGUCGUUCGUUGUGCUUUCCAUGGCAUGAUGCGGUGUCUGAAACGAUCAAAAGAACGGUUUUGUCGAUAAAGAGUUGGGCAGGCUCCCUGUUGUCCGUUGCUCUUGUCGAUCGUUUCUUCCUUUUCCUCUACCCUUCGAGAGAGUGUUCCCCCUUCUUCCACAGACAAGAGCCAUGUUACCGUCUGUGGCACAGCAGUCACACCACUUCCUACAUCACCAUCUGGACCAUCAGCCGCCUUUCGACCCAUUAGAUCCUCUCUAUGAUCUGGCCGGCAACUCCUUGCGAUCGGCUUUCCGCCAGGGUCAGCAGUAUGGAUACCCAGACCAGCAGCAGCAUUCGGUGAUGCUACGUCAGCGGGUCCAAUACCAGCGACCCAUCCAGCGACCAAAUGGUCAAGAUUUGACGACCGCGUCUUUGGUUCAAAAUGGAAACACUGUAGAGAACACGCUGAGGCGGAAAACGCCCAACGGAACGCUGGCGGCUGGAUACGACGGCACACUUGGUGAUCUAUCUAUUCAGCGUCCAGCGUUAAAGCAUAUUUUGGUUUCAUCAUUGGAUAAUGGCCAGCCUAUAUCACCACACUCCGCUCUUCCAACUGAGUCAUGGCAAUACAAAAGCCUCGAACCGCCUCCGGCGUCCCAAUUUCAGAAUUUCCCGCCAACCUACAAGUACGAGGGAACCAGAUCCACCGGCCUUCCGAGUGGUAUGUCCCAAAACACCAAUGGCACAAGUUGGAUUCGGUCCUUGCACUGUCCGCCUGGCAUCGAUUCAAUGCUAAAUCAAACAGCAUCGCUGCUUCCGUCACAGAGGUACUAUAUGCAAAAUGGCCCUCCCAUCCCGACGGUAUUGGCUUCUUCGUUGCAGUCUAAUCUUGGCCCAACCGCCUCCGGGGGGGCUGGUCCUUAUGGACCCUAUUGGCCUGAUGGUGCCUACAUCCCGUAUCGACCUGCUGCGUCUCGCGAUGCACGAUACCAAUCGACACCCGCAUUUGGCCCUGUUCAAGAUAACUCCGCAGCUUUUGCGUCCCUGCAACAACCCUUUAAUAGACAGUCCCUCCCUUCCACGGACCUAAUUACUCUAGGAUUUUCCUGGAACCCCUUACCAGCCCAACCAACCCAACAAAAUCUGCAUCAGUUGUAUAAUUCGGACCCAGUCGUCCAGGAGUCGUUUCCUCGCCAUUCGCAACAAAACCAACUAGAUACGUUUUGGGAGCAAAAUAACGCUCCUUACCACACUAGAUCGGCGCAAAAUGCACGACACGAUACGCUGCAGCAAAGGCAACCCCAAUUAGAUAACUUCAACUGGCAAGCUCUACCGCAACAGAAUGCGUUUCAACGGUCAACGGCGGACGUUAGCUCAAGACCAAGGAAUACUGAGUUUAAAGAAAAGAUUCUCUCCUGGGCACAUAGUGUAUAUGUUGACCUACUUACUUCACUUCACCAUACUAGAAGGAAAAAUGCCGCUCUAGGGAUCCAAGACAAUAAUGGCCGUUCCAAACCGAAUAUAUACCCCAAACCCCCAAGACAACCGGCUUCUGACUUCAGCUCACAGUCUGGUAAUGCGGAUGCUACUUUUCCAAAUCAACAGUUCCUUCGAACCCAUUCUCGGCCACUGGACUUGAUGACACAAAAUCAGAUGGAUGGCAAACAAUUUCCUUUGCGCAAUUCUACGGUGCCCGGGAACAAUCUCAUGCGGAACUACCACGACAAACGCGUUAAUUUCGGUCAGCAUUCGAAUCACCGGUUAGCGGAUGCUAAUGGAUUUGAUAACCUUCGGCCGAUAUGUCGCUCUUCCGGUGCUAAUGUGUACAGUGAGGCUUCGGUGAUGGAGAAUGCUGCGUCUGCCCUGGAAAUCCUCUCUAGCCUUUGCCUCGAAAGUGGAUGGGAAUGGAUUGAUGGAAUGCUUGUUGGUGGAUGUCUCGCUUACGGCCUUGGGGAUUAUGAUAAAGCCCUUAGGUGGUAUACUCGAAUACUUAAUAAGGAUGCUUCGCACGUUGAGGCGAUAUCAAAUCUUGCGGCGACACUUUUCGCUCUUGAUCGUCGUGAGGAGGCGCUCAACCAUUGGCUACGGGCUGUCAAGCUGCGUCCAAGUUAUUUCGAAGCUGUAGAACACCUCAUUGGUCUCCUCUGCAGUAGUCAACGGGGUAAAGAAGCAGUUAAUAUCAUUGAAUACGUUGAAACAGCUCUGCGGGUCACGGCGAAUGGAGAAUGCUUCAAGAUGGACGGUCUUAUCAGCGAAACAGACAGUGAAACGGAGAGCAGAGAGUCGAGCGUUUCAACUACAGAGUCCAUCGACAAAGCAGCAUUUGAUUAUGAAGCGGAACCUGAUAGUCCUCCUAGCUUCGGUGCUGGUACAAACAAAAAUGCGGCCCCCGGUUUUGGAUCAAGCGGAUAUGCUAUACCUGGCUGCGAUAAUGGAAGAAUACUUGCUCUAAUACACGCAAAGGGUAAUAUGCUCUAUGCCUUGGGUGAUAAUAGCGGGGCAGCGUCCGCCUUCGAAGAUGCCAUUCUCAUCGGAGCAGGGAGACGGCGGCGUGGAAUUCGAAGUCUUAUCAGCCUGAUACUGUCGGCUUUUGAGGAGGACAAUCGUCAUAAUUUCCCCGCACCCUCGCAGCGGCGCGACUCUACCAACGCACUGCUUCUUUACCCUGAUAAGGCACUGCAAACAGCGACACUCGUUUUCCCUCCCCAAGGGAACCUCCCUGGAUUCCAGCACAUCCCCGACGGGAUUGCCAAAAAGGCAGCUAUUUCUACUACCAGCAACUCGUUGCUCUCUUUGGCCAAAAUCUAUCAAGAUGGAAUGUCUUCCAGUUCAAGUCUUGGAGGCUCAAAAACCUCUACGGGAGUCCGUGAUAUUCUUGCUCUUUAUUACCUUUCUCUAUCACUCCAGCCCAGCCCAUCCACGGCCAACAACGUCGGAAUUUUGCUCGCGAGCAUCCAGCAGAUUGGACCACCUAAUCCGUCCCAUGCAUCUGGCGAAAACCAGCUGCCGGAUAUCCCUGGAGUUGUUCCAGGGAGCGGAAUUGCUCUUGCCCUGGCUUAUUAUAACUACGGGCUGAACCUUGACUCGAAACAUGCUCAUCUCUAUACGAACCUUGGCAGUCUUUUGAAGGACAUUGGACAACUCCCAGCCGCAAUCAAAAUGUAUGAACAGGCCGUGCAAUGCGACAGUAAAUUCGACAUUGCGUUGGCCAAUUUAGCCAAUGCUGUUAAAGAUUCAGGGCGGAUUAACGAUGCGAUUGGUUACUAUAAAAGGGCCGUUGCUGCUAAUCCUGAGUUUGCAGAGGCAGUUUGUGGUCUUGCAAACGCAUUGAACUCGGUUUGCAAUUGGAGUGGCAGAGGUGGGAUAGCAACUGGCAAUGGUGCCCGCGACCGAUGGCAUGUCGAUGACAAGGGGAUGCUUCGGGAUGCGAAGGAAAUGGGAGUUGAUUCCGGCUGGAUUAAACGUGUUGUUGAAAUCGUGGAUAAGCAGCUCAAGGAUGGGGAAACAUGGGGAAGUGGUGUGCUAGCUUCCAUGCCGCGGGACCAGUUCGGGCUUAGUUUAGCUCUCGUUGGCAAAGACUCGGUUUUGAGCCAUUACAAUGCUUCUUUGAACGCUCUUCUGAGAAACUGGGCGGGAAAGAAAUGGGAAGGCUCGAGAAUUGUGAGACUCGUCGAACGAGCGAUAAAGUGGAUCGGUUGGCGUUGGUAUCAGGAUCGAUACGUUCAUGGCAAAGAGUAUCCCCCCUCGAAAUACUCCCGGCCGCAACUCCCAGCUAGUUUAGCCGCUCCCAACGCCCCGACCGUUUUACCGUUCCACACUUUUACAUGCCCCCUUUCAGCAAGGCAAAUCCGUCACAUUUCGCAACGCAAUGGUCUGCGAAUAUCGUGCUCGACACUUCGAUCUCCUUGGCUGCCUGGAACGGUGUUCCGCCCUCCCCCACCACCUAACCCCCAUUUAAACGUCGGGUAUGUUUCAUCAGAUUUCAACAAUCAUCCGCUUGCGCACUUGAUGCAGUCUGUUUUCGGCCUCCAUAACCCUUCUCGAGUCAAGGCGUUUUGCUAUGCAACAACAGCCAGUGACAACUCCGUGCAUCGAAAACAGAUAGAACGUGAAGCCCCUGUUUUCCGUGAUGUCAGCAGCUGGCCUGUGGAUCGACUAGUGGAACAAAUCGUCAAUGACGAGAUACACAUUUUGAUAAACCUAAAUGGUUAUACCCGUGGAGCAAGGAAUGAGGUUUUCGCCGCCAGGCCGGCACCAAUACACAUGUCAUUUAUGGGAUUCGCGGGUACACUAGGCGCUGAAUGGUGCGACUAUAUCCUUGCGGACCAGAUUUCAAUUCCUCCUGAAACCCUCGCUCCAAGGAAACGCAUUACUCGGGUCGAAGAUCGGUUGGUAGAGGAGGAUCAUGGCGAAGACCUCGAAGAUUGGAUCUAUGGAGAGAGGAUCGUUUUUACCCGUCAUACAUUUUUCUGCUGUGACCAUCGCCAGAGUGCUCCAGAUUCGCAGGACAGGCGGUUGACCUGGGAAGAGGAGCAAAGUAACAGGUGGAAAAUGCGCAAAGAGAUGUUCCCCGAUCUCCGUGAUGAUGCCAUAAUCCUUGGUAACUUUAAUCAACUUUAUAAGAUCGAGCCAACCACGUUUCGUACCUGGCUACGUAUUCUUGCCCACAUCCCGAACGCAAUUCUCUGGCUUCUUCGGUUUCCAGAACUUGGAGAACACAAUCUCAAACAGACAGCUGUUGCCUGGGCCGGCGAGGCCACGGCCUCCCGCAUCGUUUUCACCGAUGUCGCUCCCAAACAUGCACAUAUUUCUCGUGCUCGCAUUUGUGAUUUGUUCCUUGAUACCCCUGAAUGCAACGCCCACACAACUGCGGCCGACGUCCUCUGGAGUGGUACCCCACUUCUCACCCUCCCCAGAUAUAAAUAUAAAAUGUGCUCCCGCAUGGCUUCCAGCAUCCUCACCAGCGCCCUCCCGCAGACUGAAGCUGGUCGCCAAGCUGCUCAUGAGCUCAUUGCAUCUUCAGAUGAGGAGUAUGAAAAACGUGCUAUAAGUCUUGGCCUGGAUCUGAGAUAUGAACUGGGUGGCCAUGGUCGUGCUAGGGGGAGACUGGUUGAAUUGAGAAAAAUGCUUUUCCUGAAUCGAUGGGAAAGUAAACUCUUCGAUACCAAACGAUGGGUGAAUGAUCUGGAAGAUGCGUAUGAUGCGGUGUGGAGGAAGUGGGUAAGAGGGGAAGAAGGCGAUGUGUGGCUGUAGUAUUGCGGGGCCUUUUAGGACUGGCUAUCAGCGCGGAAUUUCGUUACUCUCCAGCCCUGAUCGUUACGCACGGAUGCUCAUUUCGCUAUUUAUAGGAUCACCAUCGCUUGGCCUUCGAAUCAUCCAACGUUUCUCCACACCCCUUACUUCUCCAUCUGGAUCAUAAGUGCGUUUCAUUACACCUUUAUUAAAUCUACCUUGUGAUAUUUCAUGUUUUAUUCCCUUUGUUAUCGUCGCCACACUUAUUUAUCGCCACCCUCCUACCUCCUGAAACAACGGGGCUUUGUUUUAUGCUAAAACAGUUUUUGUCGUUUUUCCCUUUUGUUGUACGACUUCUGGAAGAAGCGUAUCUUGUCUGCCAACGGCGUUAUCUAUUUAAUCCUCUAUGUAUGGCACUUUGGGGCACAAACAGGAUAUAUAGCAUGUAUUGGACAUGGGACUUUUAAGAGCUGGGAUGGCAUUUUGUCGGGGAAAACAUGACUGGAAAUGGCAAGCAGGGUGGGCAAUAUUCUCUGAGCGCAAUAAGUUUUUUAUCAAAUUAUUUUUGCCUUGGAGAGUUGACUCCAUCCCUGCUCGGCCCGUUUACUUUGUUUUGGUUUGAUUUAACUAACUCUUUAGUUAUCCUUACUAUUUUUAUAGUUUUUCGAUUUUUUUGGGCCCUCUUAUUCAUGUAUUCUCUCCAACUACACCCUUCUUGGGAUAGAGAUCCUGUUUUUUGUAUAUUGAAUUCUCGUCCUGGCUCUGCUUUUGCUUCUGCUCUAUACCUGACCCCAAUUUAACGGGUGUUACUAUUUUGGGCGAUUCUCUGUUAUUUUGCCCCCUUCAGUUGGGUUUAAUAUUCCCUUCGGUUAUCCUUAUAACCCUUCUUCCGCCGUCGCCACAACAACAUGGUUCCAACUACAUCAAAUCAUGACUGUCAGUUCCAGAGACUCUGGGAAAAAUAAGAAACAUCAUCGUGUCACAUCUGUUUUGUUUCCUGGCAGGUAGGAUAAGGUACUUAGCCACCUGAACUGUCCAACCAAAAAGGAAAAAAGGGAGGGGGUUAUCAGUUAGCUGCCAGCUUGUGGCUAUCAUUCUAAUUAUUUUUGUGAUGAUACUGAUGAGUGAUGAUGAAUGAUGAAUGCCUAUUUGAAUAUUGCUGCGAGUUGGGCAUGCUCUUCGCUGUCUGGCUAUUUAGUUACCCUUUGCGGGGCGAGGCGUUUGAUUCUCUUUUUUGAUUUAUAUGGUUAUACUUUUACAAUUUGUGAUUGAUGGGCAUAUGGAUUUGAGCAUAUGGUACCUGGAUUCUAUUUUUUUUAUUUUUUACUUUUUUCCUUUCUGCCUUCUGUUUCUAGCUCUCCUUUUUUCACCCCUUGUUGUACUCCAUGGAACUGGAUCAUAGGCCCCCUUGAGUUCUUUUGUUUUUUUUACCUUUUUAUCUCAGCAUAAUAGAUUACGGAUCGCCAGCUUCGCAAGAUGGGAAAUGGCUAUGUUAGGAAAAGAGGGGGGGAAACCACCCCCCCCCCCCACCCCCCUUCCCCCUCAAUUAAAUAUGGGAAAUUUAAGAUUUAUUUAAGUCCUUGACUGAGUAGAUAGAAGAUGAGUUGGUGGUUGGUGAUCGGGAUGGGAUACUCACUCCUAUUUCCUGGUUCUAUUUUAUUUUUUCUGGAACUUUGUGUAUUCGUACACAGAAAAGUAAAUGCCUGGCGGUCGGAUGGGAUUGCUAAGAUGUCAAUUGUUUGAUUAUUCGAUGGCAAUAUAAGCUAUAUCCACUAUAUAUAUAUAGGUAGAUCAUUGAUUCGUUGUGCAGUGUGUCUCUGAGGCUUUCAAAACUAAUUCGACGAAAUCUCUUCUUAAUAUUUGUAUGUCUAUAUGUCUUCUGAUUUUCUUUGUACACGGCUUUCUCUCUUCUUUCUAAUCAUCCCAGACUUGCGCAGGGUGCGUGGUUCCAGCAUCCUAGUGUUAUCUUAUAUGUAUGUAUAUAUAUAUAUCGAACGAGAGAUGCAUAAAAAUAGAUGUGAGUUUGAACGAAUGUGUCUACAUGUAUGUACCGAUGCAUGUUUUUGUGGAA
Messenger RNA from Blastomyces gilchristii SLH14081, 8541 nucleotides. RefSeq names its product UDP-N-acetylglucosaminyltransferase. The transcript has 5 exons. Bases 1428 to 6491 code for a protein of 1687 amino acids. The record is from RefSeq and is a predicted model, not a curated record. Lineage: Eukaryota; Fungi; Ascomycota; Eurotiomycetes; Onygenales; Ajellomycetaceae. Gene Ontology annotation, molecular function: glycosyltransferase activity; protein binding. Gene Ontology annotation, biological process: protein O-linked glycosylation.